Papilio polytes (common Mormon) is the source of this 2817-nucleotide messenger RNA. It is a transcript of the gene Tango6, whose product is annotated as transport and Golgi organization protein 6 homolog. The record is from RefSeq and is a predicted model, not a curated record. Bases 83 to 2800 code for a protein of 905 amino acids. The transcript is spliced from 5 exons. NCBI's taxonomy places the organism in Eukaryota, Metazoa, Arthropoda, Insecta, Lepidoptera, Papilionidae. Gene Ontology annotation, biological process: protein secretion.
AACAUUAUAAUACGGAAAUGUUUGGUUACUUUUUUAUUUGAAAAAAUAACUAAUUACGAAAUUAAAAAUUUUAAUAUAACCAAUGAAUAUGGAGGAAAUCAAUGUGAUAUUUGAAAGAAUCGAAAAUAUUACCAAAACCAAUGAUCCUGAGUUCAUACCAUGGUUAUUGCAAAGUGACGAUACAAGUAGUAAAGAUAAUGAUGCUAUUUUUAUCUCUCAAAGAACUUUUCUUCACAAAAUAUUUAAGGAAAUAGAUGAUUUAGCGGCGUACAUUAAAAACGAUGAUACUGUGCUUAUUAGUGUGAAGAAUCAAAAGCUAUUGAGAACAUGCUUCCAGCUGAUUGUUUCGCUUGGUAUAUCACCAUGUUUGGUGCCCGGUUUGGGUAUCAGUUUGUCUAAAAGAUCAGCAUUUACAGCCAUGUUACCUACUACUGGCUUGUCAGAUGAGCAAAAGUAUGAAUUACUAACAGAUUGUACAGAUUUCUUUGCAAGAAGUUAUACUGUACCUGUUUUAAAGAGUAUAAUAAUCAGUUUCCAUUUAUCAGACUACUUGGCUGCAUUAAUACAACUUUCCUUUGCACCAUUAAAAAAACCUGGAGUUUACACUAAUUUUACAAUGACAAAAGAAUUGUAUGAUAAAUUGAAUAUAGAUAGAAAGAAAUAUAUCAAUAUAUAUGAUGAUUUAGUGAACAAUUGCUUCCAACCUAUACUUAUGAAGGAACUUUUAGUGUUACAAAAUGUAAUAGACAAGACACCUCCUGCAUUUGUUAAGAGGACAAUAACAAAAGAGUUGAGUCGACGGCUUAUAGCACCUGGAGGAUUGCUAAGUCUGAUCAGAUGUUUUAUGGACAGUUUAGAAAUGGAUUCUGGGAUAGAAUGGAAAAAAAUUGACAUAAUUUGCAAAUUGAUUGCAACAAAACAUGGAGAUACUUGUGAUGAUGAAUAUCUGCAAAAUAUUUGCAACCAAUUGAAACAGAUUCUUGUAUUAAAUAAUACUAAAUAUUUAACAACUGCAACAGCCUGUUUAAUAACAUUGAUGCAGAAGUAUCCGGACUCAGCAGCAGUUACUACUUUAGUAAAAGAUGUGUUUCAUACAUUUAAAUGUGAAAAUAUAAUUGAAUCAUAUUUACCAGGAACAAUAAUAUUAACAACACAACAAAUAGAACAUAAAAUGCAAACUUAUCAUUCUUCUUUAAGUUUGCCAAAUCAAGAAAUUGUUACAAAACUCUUAACUCCAAAUUUGCCGUUAUUAUUCCUGAUUAGUAUGAAAUGUACAAACAGAGAAAUGAAAAAGAAAUUAAAUGAGAUUUUAAUUAAAUGUAUGGAGAAAAUGGAUAAAGACGAAAUACCUGGUUUACUGAAAUUACUUUUAUUUGGCAACACAACUAUAUCUAAAGUCAUAGUUGAAGAAAUCCCAGCAGGUUUAAUUUUGAAAGCAGUAAAUAAUACUUAUCCUUCAGAUGAUGCACUUUUCUAUUUCAUAGAAUUAUUCAAACAGAUAACCGAUCACAGUUUUAAUCAAGCUAUAUUAGAAACAGCUUUACAAAUACUAAUUGAUUUAAGUUUGCAAAGAAAUAAAUUUAUAACAGAACCUCUUUUAGCACCUGAAGAUGAACCAGUGUUACUCAAUGAUUUAGAUAAACAAUAUAUUAAUAUUCUUCAAUUAUUAUCUGUGAUAUCAGAUUCAGCAAAAAUAAAUGAAUGUUUGAAAAAAUCUCCUCAAACUGUUUUCAAUUUUAUAGAGUAUUUUCUUCAAGAAAAUAAAAAGAACAGUGAAUGUGAAUCUAUUGCUUUGGUUCUGUUAAACACGAUUUUGCCAAACAUUGAUGAUUUUAGUUUAACCAGUAGAUUAAAAAACAUAAUUCCGAUAUUAGAGAAAAUGGCCCAAAAUGAAUCAAAUACUAAUAGUAUUUUAUGUAAGGAAGCAAUAUUAUUAAUUAAUGGUGAUAAGGUUAAGAAUAAUUCAGCUUAUGAAAAAGCUGUGUCAAAUGCUUUUGAUAAAUUGUUACCUACUAGAGCCCACGGUAUUAUAGAACUAACAAAACUAAUCGAUAAACAAGAUGCUGAAACAAUAUCCAAACGUCAUUUAGUUUUCUGUUUAUUUCAGGAGCAAUUAAAAGAUUCAGAUUCAUACAUUUACUUAGCUGCAAUAAACGGUAUUGCCUCAUUAGCAAUGCAUUGCACUGAAGAUGUACUCAAUGUGCUAUGCAAAGAAUUCCUAAACAUCUCCACUUCAUUUGGAGGUGUUGAAACUAAAGAAAUACAAAAUAAAAUGCAAGAGAUGAGAUUGAAAAUAGGUGAUAUCAUUGUGAAAGUAAUGAAAAGACUGGGUGAUAUGAGUAUCGUCCAUAAAACAAUACUAUUGAAUACAAUGUUGUCUGCGUGCAGAGACCAUGACCCUUUGUUGAGAGCAUCUGCAUUAUCAAAUUUGGCUGAGAUUGCUUUAGUCCUGCAUUAUAGGAUUGGAUCUAUAAUUUAUGAGGUUUUGUUAUGCGUUGGGAGCAUAAUAGAGUCAGAUAAAGCUAUAGAAUGCAGGAGGGCCGCUGUUAUGGUUAUAUCAAGUUUACUCAAAGGUCUAGGAAAGGAAACAUUAAUCCAGCUGAAAGAACACUUACUCCCUCUAUACAGGACUCUAAAUCAACUAUAUAAAGACCCUAAUGAAGACCACGCAGUCAAACUCCACGCACAAAUAGCCCUUGAAGAACUCAAUGACAUAGUGUAUCAGUUUUUACUACCUAAUGUUGAUAUGGAGAAACCAUUUUCGUUACUAACUAAACCGAAAGAUAUAAUCUACAAAUAAAUGUACUAUAUGUUUAA